AUGAGACCAUCGUUAUUGCUUCUGAAUGCAGCCAAAAAAACUUCUGGAACUAAAGUACCAGUGGAGCUAACACCAUUAUUCCUGGCCAUGAGUGUUGCCUUGGCGUCUGGUUGUUACUUCACAUAUAGGAAACUUUCCACGGACGAUAGUUUAAGAAUAACGUCGAAUCCUGAGCAAUCAGCUUUAGAGGAUGUCCUGAGACAGGCUGAAAAGAAGGCCCAUUGA
Messenger RNA from Huiozyma naganishii CBS 8797, 225 nucleotides. RefSeq names its product Mra1p (gene MRA1). The transcript has 2 exons. The record is from RefSeq and is a predicted model, not a curated record. Bases 1 to 225 code for a protein of 74 amino acids. Lineage: Eukaryota; Fungi; Ascomycota; Saccharomycetes; Saccharomycetales; Saccharomycetaceae.